Sarcophilus harrisii (Tasmanian devil) is the source of this 3028-nucleotide messenger RNA. It is a transcript of the gene DNAI3, whose product is annotated as WD repeat domain 63. The record is from RefSeq and is a predicted model, not a curated record. Gene Ontology annotation, molecular function: dynein heavy chain binding; dynein light chain binding. Gene Ontology annotation, biological process: cilium movement involved in cell motility; inner dynein arm assembly. The coding region runs from base 119 to 2800 and encodes 893 amino acids. The transcript has 23 exons. NCBI's taxonomy places the organism in Eukaryota, Metazoa, Chordata, Mammalia, Dasyuromorphia, Dasyuridae. Gene Ontology annotation, cellular component: inner dynein arm.
CGUCCUAGCAACGGCCAGAGGCUGACUGUUUGGGGCAUGUCUACCCAGAGAGUUUUCUCCAAGGAGUUAACAAGACUUCUUUUCUCUCAAUUGUAGUAACUCAGGCUAAACUUGAACAAUGGCACCAAAAGCCAAGAAAGCAAAGGCAGGUGGCAAAGCCAAAACAGCGAAGCAGAAGCUGGCUAGUAAAUAUGAAGAUACAGCCCCAGUUUCUAUGGAAAGUAUUGGUCACCCAGAGAUUUUUCCUCUGGUAUUUACCACCAAGACCCAGGAAAUAUUUAGCUGCCGACCUGAAGAAGAUGUCACAGAAGAACAACCCCAUAAACUUAUCAAAAAAGAAGAUAUAAUCCAAGACUUGAAGAACAGAGCCGGAGUAUCUGAUUUCCACCCAGUCAAAAAAAUUGUGAUGGACUAUCCUGGAGAAGAACUUUUGAUUGUUUAUGAUAAAGAGUUCAAAUAUGGACAGAACUUUUAUCUCAUUGGAACGGAAGAGGCCAAGGAAAACAUUUUAAAUCCUCCAGAAGAGCAGAUGGUUACUGAAGAAACCAAAGAAAAUUACGAAGAUGUUUAUGUUUACAAACCACCUGUUCCCAAACCUUGGGUUUCCCUAGGAAGUGAGAAGGAAAUUGAAGAAGAAUCUGUUCGUGAAUCUACAGUCAGGGCCAUGUUUAAAAUUUCCCGGGAACGAAGACUAUUUGGUGCACCCAUUGAGUUUGGUGAUUAUAACGCUUCAAAUGUAAAAGAUGGCUACAUUGAAUGUACAGCAUAUACAGAUAAAAACUUCACCAUCAAGCAACUCGAAAAAGAUAUUGGCUUACAAGUUAUCCCAGUAUUGAAGGAUAACCAUACUCAGACCCAAUGGAAAUUUCCCAGAAAUGCUGCUGUACAAUAUGUGCCUAGAGAAUUCUCAGAAGAAGAAAGAGAAACAUUUCUGGAGGCAGAGGAACUGAAAACUUUUCUUGACUCUGUAUCCUUGAGUGUUGAAAUGGCACUGCAACAAAAUGAAAUCAUGAAUGUAUUUAUUGAUGACUGGAAGGCACUUGCUGAGGAAGAAGCCUCUUUUGGUGAUAAAACAGAUUCCCACCUUAAAGAAUAUCAGUCUUUUACAGACCUUCACAACAUAAAGGGAAAAACCAUUACUUGCGUUUGUUGGCAUCCCACAAUUUAUGGGCUAAUAGCAGUAUCAAUAGCAGAACGACUCAGUUAUGAAGAAAGAGUGAACGCUUUGGGCAAAUUACUUUUGCAACCAUCCCUGAUUCUCUUUUGGAGUUUCUCUGAUCCUAUACAUCCUCAGCUGAUGCUACAAAGCCCAGAAGACAUCUUCUGCUUCCGGUUCUGCCCCAGUAACCCGAAUAUAAUUGCUGGAGGCUGUAUAAAUGGACAGAUAGUCUUAUGGGACAUUAGUGCACAUACUGAUCGCAUAAUAAAUAUCCGAGGCACUAGCACUGCUACUAAGAAAGCCAUACUUAAGCCCAUAUUUUUAGUGGAACCAGAGAGUAAUAAGGAGUCACUAUUUGUGAGACAUUGUGCUGUAUCAUCUAUAGAACAUGGACAUAAAAAAAUAAUCACAGAUAUACACUGGCUGUCUGAUGAUUAUGAGCUCAACAGAAUGGGACAUGUCUUUGAAAAUCGAAGUGGAAUAAGUUGUCAGCUUGCAACAUGUUCAAUAGAUUGUUCAAUAUAUUUCUGGGAUAUCAGACCAACACGGCCUCCACCAAUACCAACUGACAAAAAAAAGGAAGAAGUCAUUGAGGUUCCUCAUGACAUACCUACUACUUUUUUACAUUUAGAUCUCUCUUGGAGGCCUAUUAUUAAGAUAACCUUGACUAAAAGUGGUUCAACAUUAGACCACUGCCCAGUCAGAGUCAGCUUCAAAGAUGCGUAUCUCCAUUACAAGGUUAAAGAUACUCUGGCACUCCAGCAGAAAGCCCAGAUUGCAGGAGAUGACCCCUACCACAACUUGGAAUAUGGUUUGAGCAAGACCCUCAAGCCAGUGGAGGAUUAUAACACAAUGUUCUUUGUUGGAACAGAGGAUGGGGAAGUGAUAUACACAGACUGGAGGAUGGAAAGAGAUCAUGAUACUGGAAGAUUAGUAAGUAAGAAGCCGGUGAAUCAAUACUUGGUCCACGAUGGAAGCAUUCACACUGUCCAGAGAUCACCUUUUUACACUGACAUUGUCCUCACCAUUGGGGGCUGGAACGUGGCCAUAUGGAAAGAAGGUGUUUCUCAAGGACCGCUUCUUCAGUCAUCCUGCUCAAAAAAAAUGUACACGGCUGGACACUGGUCCUUGACGAGACCAGCAGUUUUCUUUGUGGGCAAAGAAGAUGGAUACGUUGACAUUUGGGACCUGCUGGAGAAAACUCACGAACCCUCCCAGACACAAAACAUAUGCGUAACGGCAAUCACGUACAUCAGACCCUGGAUGGUCUCCUCAAAACAGCAAUUUGCAGCCAUAGCAGAUUAUUAUGGAACGCUGCAUAUAUUGGAAAUUCCAUGGACAUUAAGUCACCCUUCGGCCAAUGAGGUACACACUGUAAGCAAUUACUUUGACAGAGAGGUCAGUCACCUGAGAUAUGCAGAAAAACGCAAAGAAGUCCGAGACAAGGAAAAAGAAGAAUUAGAACUGGAAUCGGAGAGAAAGAGAGUUAAAGUUUUUUCGAAGACGAGGGAACAAAUAGAAGCUGAGCUGAAGUUAACCUACAAAGAGUAUUUGGAACUUGAAAAAGAAAUCCUUGGAAAGCUUGGGGUGGUCUCAGAUCCAGACAAAAUGACAUCCACAUUCAGAGACCUCCUUGAAUAACCAAUCCCUGAACUAUUUUUCUGAAGAUUUCUCUCCUUCAGAAAUGUCUUUCCCCACCCCUUUCUUAGUAAUGACUUGUUUUUGUAGCAGUUACUCAUUUAAACUUUAUAUAGGAUGAGGAGGGAAAAUGAACAUAAGGCUAUUAAUGUGUAAAUGUAGAUAAAUUAACUUCAUUGGCAUUCAUUAAAGCUUCUUAAUUUGAACAGCAGCAAGACUGGCUCACUUUCA